Poeciliopsis prolifica (blackstripe livebearer) is the source of this 2805-nucleotide messenger RNA. Its product is annotated as matrilin-3-like. Gene Ontology annotation, molecular function: calcium ion binding. NCBI's taxonomy places the organism in Eukaryota, Metazoa, Chordata, Actinopteri, Cyprinodontiformes, Poeciliidae. The record is from RefSeq and is a predicted model, not a curated record. The transcript has 11 exons. The coding region runs from base 5 to 1825 and encodes 606 amino acids.
GGUUAUGUUAGUGUGGAACGUGGUGGUCUUUGGUGUCCUGGCUGUGGGCUGUCGGGGCUCUCUCCCGCAGCCCCGGCCACAGCGUCGGGUGUCUCCAGGGCGCUAUGACCUGUCACAGGACUUGGCUUCGAUGCCAGGCUCGUCUGCAGAGGCGCAGAGUCAGGGGGUCCGGCGGGGCGACGUGAGACGCGUCCCGCUGCAGCGCGGCGCGCGGCAAGAUGCCGACAUCUACCUGAGGCACGAGGGACUGAGAAAUGAAGCAGCAACAAGAACUAACUGCAAAAAUCGCCCUAUUGACCUGGUUUUUAUCAUAGACAGUUCCCGCAGUGUGCGCCCUGCUGAAUUUAAAAAGGCCAAGGAGUUCCUGCAGGACAUGGUGGACAACCUGGUUAUCGGCAGAGAUGCCACUCGUGUCGGCCUCGUUAAUUAUGCGAGCACAGUCAAGAUUGAGUUUCUCCUCAACACUUUUUUUGACAAAUCCUCUGUGAUGCAGGCACUCGGCCAAGUUGAGCCCUUAGCUUCAGGCACCAUGACGGGCAUGGCGAUCAGGACCGCCAUGGAAAAAGCCUUCACCAAGGAGGCCGGGGCCCGAUCUGCUUCCAUGAACAUUGCUAAGGUGGCUAUUAUAGUGACUGAUGGGAGACCUCAGGACAAGGUGGAGGAGGUGUCAGCCACGGCCAGAGAAUCUGGGAUUGAAAUCUAUGCAGUGGGAGUUGACAGAGCUGAUAUGGCUUCCCUGAAACUUAUGGCCAGCCAGCCGCAUGAUGACCAUGUCUUCUAUGUGGAGACCUAUGGUGUGAUCGAGAAGCUUGCAUCUAAGUUUAGGGAAACUUUGUGUGGUAAGGAUGAUGAUAAUGGGAGUGCAGAUAUUGAUAACGGACUAGGCCUAAAUGGCAGGAAAGACGAUAAUAAGCGUGACAGUGAAGGGAACAACGGUUUGGAUCCAUGUGAUCAAGGACACAACUGUCAGCAUAUUUGUGUCAACAGUGGCGACUCGUACAUCUGCAAGUGUCGCCCCGGCUACAUCCUGAAUACAGACAAGAAAACAUGCUCACGUGCAGAUGCUUGUACCAAGGGACAUGACUGCCAGCACAUUUGUGUCAACACCCGUGACUCGUACAUGUGCCAGUGUAGAACUGGAUAUGUGUUGAACACAGACAAGAAAACAUGCUCACGCAAAAGAUUUCUAGGUGUGGAUGCAUGUUCUUCAGAACAUAACUGCCAACAUAUUUGUGUGAAAAAUGGAGAUUCUUAUGUUUGCAUGUGUCGCAAAGGAUAUUUGUUGAACCCAGACAACAAAACAUGCUCACGUUAUGAUCCAUGUGCCCUUGGACAUGAUUGCCAUCAUAUUUGUGAAAAUAGUGAUGCAUCAUAUGUCUGCAAGUGUCGGGCGGGAUAUGUGUUAAAUGCAGACCAGAAAACUUGCUCACGCUCAGAUGCAUGUUCUCAGGGACAUGACUGCCAGCAUGUAUGUGUGAACAGUGGAAGCUCAUAUGUCUGCAAGUGUCGGCUGGGUUAUUCGCUCAACAUGGACAGGAAGACAUGCUCACGUUUGGAUGCAUGUAUUCAGGGACACGACUGCCAGCAUAUCUGUAUCAACAACGGUGUUUCUUACAACUGCAAGUGUCGAGUUGGAUACAUACUAAAUUCAGACCAGAAAACAUGUUCACAGGAAAUGAGGAGUGAAAUUUCAGAAGAUGCCUGCAUGUGCGAAGCUCAAAUUGUAUUCCAGCAGAAAGUGCAGUCAGCCAUUCAAGAGCUCACCAGGAAAAUUUCUGAACUUUCAGACAAAGUAAACAACAUUGAAGGCACAUUCCAAGAUUGAGAACAAAGAGGAAGUAGAGGAAAAAUGUCAGUACUUUUAAUCCAAUCAAUGUUACAAAAUAUCAUGUUCUGUAAAAGUUUUAAUUUCCUAAUGUUUUCUGAAAAUUUGCAUUGUGUUUUUUAUGUUACAACAAAUUGCUCUGGUGCUGUGUUUCUGAUAAACUCACAUUGAUGGCAACUCUGGUGUAAUUGCCCACAUUAAAAAAAAGACAACUCAACAGGACUGUGUUUAUGUCUUCUUAUAUAAACCAGUUAAAAGUUAUAUAAUUUGCUUUGAUUACUAAAAGCAGGUCAAGAUUUUUUUGUUUGUUUUAGCAAACAAAAAAAAAAGUUGAACUCCCUUGUGAAAUAGUUUACGGAGUUCAAAUAUGACUCAGACCUGGCCCAGUUUUCUUGGCAACAAUGCUUUUAAUUAGAGAUUAUGUCAAGCUAAAGGUUUUGAGAAUGUAUUUUCUGAAAACAAUUAUUUUAUUUCAUUUUCUGUCUUUGUGUGUCUACAUUUGAAUGAUACAUUUUGGUGCUUUUUGAAAUAGAAAACAGUUAUUUACAUGUUUUCUAAUGGGAACGGCUACAUAAAAUAAACUUUUAUGAAUCAACAUUUUCCACACAACUGUCUUCACUCUUGUAAAGGCAUAGUCUUUAUAUUACUGUUGAUACUUAUUGCUACUUUUCUAUGUGCUCAAAAGUGAUGACUUCAUUAACAAAAUUUUAAUAUUUUCAUGAAUACAUGUUUUAUGUAACAGGCUGUAUUGUUAUUUGAGAGCCACAUUGCUUCGAAUAAGCAAUAUGGUGCUUAUUCAAACUAUAAAUUACAUUGUAUUUUACUGGGAUUUUAUUUGUUAGACCAACACAUAAAAGUGAAAUGAAAACAAAGAUAUUAGUACAUGGAUUUUAUUGUCUUACAGCUAACAAGCUGAAAAGUGUAAAAUGCACUGUGACCCUUUCCUCUGACAACCUAAAAUAAAAUCAAGUGCAAUCAAC